AUGCGUAUCUCAUUCGAGACCGUCACAGCCGUCUUGGCCUGCCUCUCCACUGGCUCAGCUCUCCAAAUCCAGGCCGACACGCCACUCUCCGAACUGAUCUCCUCCGCCAAAGCCCACCUGGCCAAGGGAUCUCCGCGCGAUGCACUGCCUUACUUUGACGCCGCCGUCUCCCGCGACCCAUCCAACUACAUCACUCUCUACCAACGUGGCGCAGCCUACCUGUCCAUUGGCAAAAACAGCCAGGCCUCGGAGGACUUCAAUCGGGUGUUGAAAUUGAAGCCCGAUUUUGAAGGCGCACUGCUGCAACGCUCGCGUCUGCAUGCGCGCUCGGCCCAGUGGAAAGAGGCGCUGAAGGACCUCGAAAAGGCGGGCAAGAAGAAUUCCGCCGAGUAUGAGGAAUUGCGCGCGGCGCGGGAUGCGGCCGGGUUGGCCAUGGCGGCGGAAAAGAAAAAGGACUGGGAGGCGUGUGUGAUGCAGGCUGGUGUGGCGAUCCUCAAAGCGAAUACGGACUUGGCGUUGCGACAGACUCGCGCGCACUGUCGAUUCGAGAGGGGGAGAUUGAAGAAGAUCUCGCCCAACCUGGUGGAGCCGCAUCUGCAGAUGUCGGCGAUGUUGUUCUACGCGCUGGGUGAUAAUGAUCGGGGACUGGCGCAGAUCCGCAAGUGUUUACAUACGGAUCCCGAUGCCAAGGCCUGCAACCGUCUGUAUAAGCGCGAGCGACAGCUGGCUAAGACAUUGAACAAGGUGCGGAGUGCGUUGGAGGCGCGCAAGUUUAGUAAUGCGGUCAAGUUGAUGGUGGACGACGGUGUGGAACCGGGCUUGAUCACCGACGUGAAGAACGAUGUCGCAGAGGCAAAGAAGGCGGGUCACAUUCACCCGGCUGCGUCGAAUCAUCUCUACAAUUUCUUGAUCGAAAAGUCGUGUGAGGCAUAUCGAGAGAUGCGCAUGGUCAAAAAGGCUGGUCCUUACUGUAUCGAAGCGCUUCAAGCAAUUCCUCACUCCCUCCACGGUCUCCUCUAUCAAGCUCAGACACAACUCGACAAUGAUCAAUUCGAAGAGGCCGUCCGCACACUCAACACCGCUAGAGAGCACCACCCACACUCACAAGAAAUUCAAACUCUUCUUCAAAAGGCCCAAGCCCUGCUCAAGCGAUCCAAGCAAAAAGACUACUACAAGGUUCUGGGCGUGAGUCGUGAUGCCGACGAACGCACCAUCAAGCGGGCCUAUCGCCAAUUGAUGAAACAACAUCAUCCGGACAAGGCGCAUGCACAGGGUGUGUCCAAGGAGGAGGCCGAAAAGAAGAUGGCGGCGAUCAACGAGGCCUAUGAAGUCCUGUCGGACGGAGAAUUGCGGACGCGCUAUGAUAACGGCGAUGACCCUAACGACCCCGAGUCGCAGCAGCGUGGAAAUCCCUUCCAGCAGGGUAGUCCAUUUGGGCAUCCUGGUGGACAGCAAUUCUUCUUCCCGCAGGGUGGUCGUCAGUUCAAAUUUGGUGGUGGCGGUGGUGGUGGAUUCGGAGGAUUCCAUCCAUUCCAGUGA
Molecule: messenger RNA, 1539 nt
Organism: Penicillium diatomitis
Lineage: Eukaryota; Fungi; Ascomycota; Eurotiomycetes; Eurotiales; Aspergillaceae
Product: DnaJ and TPR domain protein
Exons: 3
Coding region: 1-1539 (512 amino acids)
Biological process (GO): protein folding in endoplasmic reticulum
Cellular component (GO): endoplasmic reticulum
Molecular function (GO): protein-folding chaperone binding; misfolded protein binding
Source: RefSeq, a predicted model, not a curated record